Molecule: messenger RNA, 2631 nt
Organism: Cryptosporidium muris RN66
Lineage: Eukaryota; Apicomplexa; Conoidasida; Eucoccidiorida; Cryptosporidiidae
Exons: 5
Coding region: 1-2631 (876 amino acids)
Source: RefSeq, a predicted model, not a curated record
AUGAAGAUCAUUACUUCAGUUAAGAUAUUUGUGUUGGUUCUGAGCUUCUUAAUAUUUUAUGUAGCUUUUUCUAGCAAUAAUAUUAGGAUAUCUGAAAAUGGCGUGAAUAGAACUAUAGCUGACAGAAAAUUUAAAGAUACUAAAAAAUCUUAUUUGUUCGGUGAUUUAAACUUAUAUGAUGAGACAAAUUCCACACCACGAAUUUUUAAGAGCGAAUACUUACACAAAAUAGCAAAGCAGUGGCUUAUGAAAGUUGGAGUACCAAAGGAGAUUCCUCCAUCUGCUUGGUGUGAUAGUGAUGGCAUUGUUAUUUCUAUCCCAAUCUCAUCAAUAUUGAAGAAAAAGUUGAUCAAUGAGAUCUCAGCACUUGGUAUUGAUUUGCAUAUUAUUGAUGAAACAACAAUACUUAAUGCAAACCUUACCAUAAGUGAUGAAACUAAGGGUAGUUGUAGUAAAGCUUUUAUUGUUGAAGAGUUUUAUGAAAUCAGUGGAAAUAAAAAAGUUGAUGCAAUAUUUAUUAAAAGUGAGAAAUCUUGCGAGGAUUAUUCGUUUUCUACACAUAACUACAAAUAUUCUGUGUAUUCAGUUGAUCCACUCGACAAAAAGAUUUGGUCAAGAAGUAUCGAUAGUAGUAACAAGGAGAGUGAUAAAAUUGGCCUUGCAAGUAUGAGGUUGCCAUCAAAAUUCACUGUAAUCGCAGUAUGCUCAUGCUGUUUCAAGGGAAAGGAGUGUUAUCCAAAUGUUAGAUGGUCUAAUGUAGUUCGUGCAGGAAUCAUAAAAUCAAAUGAAAUACCAAAUCGUGAAAAUGGUAAAGAAUUUCAAAAAGCUAAAGAACUACCAAUAUAUGGAAUGUUAAUAUCAUCCAUAUUUACUGCAGGUGAAUAUAAUGAAGUUAAUGUUCCUAAUAACGAAGAAGAUCUUAUAUUUGAUAAUCAUAUUGAUAGACGCUAUACUGAAAAUUGUUAUCCUAACAUCUACCUGUGGCCAUCUUACUGUGAGUACAUAUAUAUAAAAAAUCAACAGGAUCAAGAUAAACAUUUAUCAAGGGUACCAAUAGUAGUUUAUGGCUGUCCAUCUAGUAAAGAUAUAAGUUUUACUAUCUUGUUGAAUAUUCCAUAUCAUCUCAUCUUUUCAAUAUCUAAGAAAAAGUUAAUUCAAGAAAUAGAUGGAGAUGUUUCAGAUUAUCAGAUAUCUCUCAAGUGUGCUAUGCAAACCUUCGCCGAACCUCAAAGUCUCAGUAAAAAUUGUAGUAGUGUUCUAAGCUUUGAACAACCAAAUCUUCUUCAAGGAAAUUCCAAAUAUCUGCCAUUAAAUAGUUGGAGAGAUAUUAAUACUAAAACUCUAACCAAUCAAUUUAAAGAAGAUUUCAAUAUAGAAAAAAUUCAGUUGGAAGAUACUGAAGUUAGUAAAAAUGAUUAUUCUAACAAAAGGUGGUCCUCUGAAAUAUGGAACUCCAAUGUUAAGAUGAGGAGAUUAGCACAACCUAAUCCACAUGGAAUGAAAUCUCAUAUAACUGGAAAAACUGUAAUGAAAACUCCAACUGUUGGUACUAAUCAGCGAGGUGACAAAGCAUAUCUACUCUUCAACAAAAAUAUGAAUUCACAUAUGCAAUCUGUUGAUAGAGUAGCUAGUGAGCAACUAACAGAGCAAUACUACAGAAGUAUGCCACAACUUCCAGUAGUGCAUGCCAUCUUCCAAAAUUUACUUUGGCGUGACUGGCUCAUUAGAUAUGCACCCCUUGUUGGUUCUGAUGGGAACUUUAUAAGAGUUGGCCGAAAUUAUGCUUUUGCAUUUAUUGGAGAUUCGUAUAUUGAACAAGCUGUAACAUAUGGAAUGUCAUAUAACACUGCUAUUUUUUCCUUCUUAUCAGCAAAAGCUUUAACUGAUCUAGGAAGGUUCUUUACAUUUGGUUAUACUCAAGGACUAUAUGGAGUUCGUAUAGAUCGAUCCAAUACACUAAAUGCUUGGGGAAUUGAUUUGCAGUCACGAUACUUAAUAUCAUCAACUCUAGCAACUUUUGGAUUAAGAGAAUAUGCUCAACAUAUAACAUUAAGAGAUAUUAGUCUAUCGGCUAGGCAUAACUUUUCUCCCUUACUACCCAUUAUAUCUGGUCAACAAUUCAGUACAGAGGCCAUUGCUUCAUAUAAAACAUUGUUUAUUGAUGUUGCUACAAAUGUUAAGCAGCGAUCUUAUGGAGUUGCAAUUGGACUAAGGGGAUAUCAGUUUACAGUUGUAAGAAGCUUUACUACUCGAACUACAGACUUGCUAGGAAAUUGGGGAAACGGUUGGCAACUUUUGCUUAGUUCAACUUUUCCAACAGAUAAUGAUCCAUCUGUUAUUGCCCGUGCAGGUGCUGGAAGAUUAGGAAGAUCGUUUGUUUUAGCUGGAGCUGGAGUUGGAAGUGACCUGAUCCCUGUAGUAUCGUUUCAAACACAACUAGAUGACGUAGGAGUUAUUAUUGAGUUCAGUCCUGGUAUAAAAGAUAGGAUAUUUGCCUUUGGAAUUGAAGUUAAUCACUUUGCAUACUUCUGGGAAUCCAUAUUUACUCCUAAAUCUAUCCCUGUCCCUCUAGUUUUGGGAAUAGAACCUGAAGAUUUAAGUAAGGUUGUAUUUGGUCAAUAUGCUAAGUAA